AAAAACAGCUCUUUAAAGAGCAAAACGUCAGCAAUGACUUUUACUGUAAAAGAAGCAGCGGGUUUGAGAAUUAGUCUGUAAUGUUUUAGCGGGUUCCUUUGCCAGAUACAGCCCCUUACAAAAUAUUUAUGCACACAACGAACUCCAUUCAUCGAAAUUUUUUACUUUUUCAGUGGGGCAAACCCCCCUGCACCACCCCCAACAAGUGCUGUGCAACGGUGCUGCUACUGCAAACGCUUUCAGCCUUUAAAAGUAUUGUUUAGAGAAACAGUUUUGAGUGGUGUGAACUCUGCCCGACUGACUGAAAUGUGAUGUACAACAGGCAGUAAGGUUCUACAAACUAAUUUUAAUGUGAAUAGCCUCCGGGAGUUGUUGCAUCAUCAGGACCUGUGUACAGUUGCCCAGCUUUCUUUGCCAGCCCACUUGAAAGAAGAAUUUUGGUUGCAGACCCUGCUUGCUAUUUUUUUUAACCAAAACCCAACAGAUGUCACAGUUUACCUGAAAACUUAUACACUUUUAAGGCAGAGGAGCCUGACUUGAGACAGAAGUGAGGAAACUUGCAGGGAUCCUCUUUUGUUUGGUCUUGGGUCAGAGAAAACAAGUACUCUAAACGGCCAUGUCUGACACACUGGAGUAUAAUGAAGUGUAUCAGGAGGUGAAGGGUUCUAUGAAUGAUGGACGUUUGCGGAUCAGUAAACAAGGCUUGGUUUUCAAAAAUAACAAGACUGGGAAGGUAGACAACAUCCAAGCAAAUGACUUGGGAAACGGUGUCUGGCGUCGAGUAGCAAUGGGGCAUGGAUUAAAGCUGCAUACCAAGAGUGGCCAUAUCUAUAAGUAUGAUGGUUUCCGGGAAUCGGACUUUGAGAAGCUUUCCAAUUAUUUCAAGUCCCAUUUCCAUGUAGAACUGACAGAAAAAGAUAUGUGCGUGAAAGGCUGGAACUGGGGGACAGUGCGAUUUGGACACAGCGGUGGCCAGUGCAUCACAUGCUCUUACAAGGCCAACUCUGGUUUGCUGUAUCCCUUAGAGAGAGGUUUCAUCUAUGUCCACAAGCCUCCUGUCCAUAUCCGCUUUGAUGAGAUCUCCAGUGUCAACUUUGCCAGAGGAACCACCACCACCCGCUCUUUCGACUUUGAGAUAGAGACCAAGCAAGGAGCACCGUUCACCUUCAGCAGCAUUGAAAGGGAGGAGUAUGGAAAACUGUUCGAUUUUGUCAAUGCUAAGAAACUCAACAUCAAAAACCGUGGUCCAAAGGAGGGUAUGAAGCAAAACUAUGACGAAUAUGCAGGCUCUGAUGAAGAUGCCCAUGAUGCCUACUUGGAGAUGAUGAAGAAAGAAGGCCAGAUCAGAGAAGAAGCAGGUAACAGUGAAGACGACUCUGGAGAUGAGACAGAUGAAUCUUUCAAUCCUGGUGAGGAAGAGGAAGAAGUGGCUGAGGAAUAUGAUAGUAAAGCUUCUGGAAGCUCGGGCAGUGAGAAUGAAGAAGGAAGUGAAGAAGAGGAAGAGAAGAAGCCAGCGAAAAAGCCAAAAAUAGUGAAGGAAAAGAAGCCCAGGAAGAAAAAGGAGGGUAAAAAAGCCAAAGACCCAGCAGCCCCCAAGAGACCACUUUCUGCUUACAUGUUGUGGUUAAACGCAAACAGAGAAAAAAUUAAAUCCGAAAAUCCAGGUAUCAGUAUCACAGAGCUGUCUAAGAAAGCUGGAGAAAUCUGGAAAACUCUAUCAAAGGACAAGAAAGAGGAAUGGGAUCAGGAGGCUGAAGAAGCAAAGAAAAAAUACGAGAAGUCUUUGAAGGAGUACAAGGAGAGUGGCGCUGCAGAGGCCUUCCAGCAGGAAGCUCCAAAGAAAAAGAAGGAGUCUAAAGCUGAAAAGAAAUCUUCAGCUUCUAAGAAUGCUGCACCCAAGAGUCCAGUCAAGCAGACAGGGAAUGAGAGCUUCAAGAGCAAGGAGUUUGUUUCUAGUGAUGAGAGUUCUUCUGAAGACAGUGGUGAAGAAAAGAAGCCAAAGCCAAAGAAACAAGAGAAGUCAAAAUCGAAAAAGAAGGGUUCCGAUGAAGAUAUGGAAGAGGAGGAAGAAAUUGCCAGCACUCCACCUUCUUCUGAGGCAUCAGGCUCUGCAUCUGCUUCGGGUUCAGAAGACGAAUGAAAACCUUAUUUUUGUGAUUUUUUUCUUCAGUGAUUUCAUACUUUUUUUAAAACUUUUUAUUGGUAGGCAUUCUACCGCCCAACAUGCAGGUGCAUGUUAAAAGGUACAGACCUGGGAAACUACAGGGUGUUAUCUUGGUCAAAUACUGCAGUCAUUCUUAUCAGUGUAAUAAAUUUUUAGUGGGCUACACAUUUUACCCUGCUCUGUGACUGGGUUUUCAUUAUGGUUAGUGUUAAUUUGCACAUCUUUUAAAUAUAAUGAAAUGAUUUAUAGUGUACCUACCAAAUGUACCAGCCAUUCCAGCAGUUUUGAGCUACUGCAACAAUAGUGUCUAAUUUUAUUUGUCUUCCUAUGUAUUGAUGUUAAAUGUAUUUGUUUUUUCUUGUUUUUUUGUUGGUUGUGUAAGUUUCUGAAAAAUGGAUUAAUAAUCAAAGCAUCUGUCAUUUUUUUUCAAAGUACUGCUGUCACUCUUAAUAAAGUAAGACAUUUCAUUA
Messenger RNA from Protopterus annectens (West African lungfish), 2634 nucleotides. It is a transcript of the gene SSRP1, whose product is annotated as structure specific recognition protein 1. The record is from RefSeq and is a predicted model, not a curated record. Gene Ontology annotation, molecular function: histone binding; nucleosome binding; DNA binding. NCBI's taxonomy places the organism in Eukaryota, Metazoa, Chordata, Ceratodontiformes, Protopteridae. Gene Ontology annotation, cellular component: FACT complex; nucleus.